This is a messenger RNA of Capsicum annuum, 1753 nucleotides long. Its product is annotated as probable lipid phosphate phosphatase beta. Lineage: Eukaryota; Viridiplantae; Streptophyta; Magnoliopsida; Solanales; Solanaceae. Gene Ontology annotation, molecular function: sphingosine-1-phosphate phosphatase activity. The transcript has 2 exons. The coding region runs from base 161 to 841 and encodes 226 amino acids. The record is from RefSeq and is a predicted model, not a curated record.
AUUUUAUUUUUUCCUUAAUUUUAACGGAAUUUCAAACAUUUCCAUAAACUGUUGGAACUUAUGUGUUGUUUGGCCCUCAAUUUUAACCGAAUUUUGACAUUUCCACAAAUCAGUUAGUUGAAUUAGUUUCUAGUACUUUCUACUCCACAGAGCUGUAACAAUGGUAUCCAAAUCACCACCACCUCCGCCACCGUCGCCGUCGUUGCUCCGCCGCAUCAUAGAUUUCGACACCGCCAUCUCCCACCGUCUCUACACUCUAACUCACCCAAUCCUCCCUUACUACUUCCUCAAAACUCUAGAAAUCUCCGGCGAUGGCUUCCUCUUCUUCCCAUUAAUCCUCUCACUACUCCUUUACCCUCUCGCUUUCUCCAACACCGUCAAUUCCAAUGUACUCCUAAUCAACCUCCUCAUCGGUGGCGUUAUCGAUCUUCUCUUAAUCGGACCCCUCAAACACUUCAUUCGGAGGGCCCGACCCGUUUAUAAUAAGAACAUGUUUGUUUCAUUUUCCGUUGAUAAUUGGUCUUUUCCUAGUGGACAUUCUUCUAGGGUUUCGAUGAUUGCUACGAUUUUGUAUCUUUACUUUGAUUUAAUUGAGGAGUUUUUGGCUCAGAACGAGAAUGAUUUAUUUGUGGAUUAUUUUAUGGUUAUAGUGAUUGGAUGGGCUGCGACGACGGCGUUUUCUAGGGUGCUUCUUGGAAGGCAUUUCGUGUUUGAUGUUGUUGCUGGUGUAUUGUUGGGUGUUGUUGAAGGGAUUUUUGUGUUUCGGGUUUUCGAUUAUGCGACGUUGACCUCAUUAUUCAACAUGGCAAAGUUCACCAACAUACCCAGUGUAUUCCCAUAAGUGGAGUUUGGGGAGGGCAGAGUGUAGCAGACCUUACGCUUACCUCAUGGAGAUGUUUCUAAAAGACGCUCAGCUCAAGCACAAAUAAUAUGACAGUUAGCUAGACGAUACUGUAUAGAAUAAGGCAUGGCAAAUAAUCAUAGCAAAUAGAGAAAGCGUAACAGGUCGUAUGGAGCAGAAUAAUAUGUGAUAAAUGAAGCACAAGGAUGUGCUUUACUUUGUUAAAAGACAAAUUAUUGAGUAUUAGAAUGAGACAGGUGCAAACAUCGAAAUGGUUAUUGUUGAGACUUCAUGGAGCUGGCUCCGACUAGUUAGGGAUUGAGGCGAAAUAGUAUUUGAUUUUGUUGUAUAUUGCUAUGUUGUUUGUUGCUAGAACUUACCAGUGACACUGACCUCAUUCUUGUGUUGGCAAAGUUGUAGCUUUGUUCGUUUCUGGUUCAUGAUUGUGGACGUAAAAUUGAGAUGAAUUUUAGCAAUUUGUUUCGUUCUUUCAUGUCAUAUUAAGCUUUAUUGAAUUUUCUGGAACUAUCAUGAAGAUGAUUAGCUUCAAUAAUGUGAUUGAUUCAUGCUUGUUGGAAUCAAUGCACUUGCAUUCACUUAGUGCACAUCAUGCUUGUGUUCUUGCAAUCCUAACUUAUUGGAACUCUAGAUAUGGAUGAAAGGAGCCAGCUUAAAUUCAUGACAGUGCUUCGAGCUCCAUGGACUGUUGGUGUGAUAUAGGUUGAUUGGAAGUGUUAAAAGGGAUGAUGUAAACCUGUAUGUCAUGGAAUUUGCAGAUCCUUUGAUGAAAAGGAAAGGUGUUGAUAUUAUGUUUCUCCUACUGAUCAAAAAAAGGAAUUACUUUCUUCAUUUCAAUUUAUGGGAACCUAUUUGACGGUGGACGGAGUUUACGAAAGGAUAGAAGUUUUUUGU